CACUGUCUCUUAUCUGUGUCUACCUUAAUGAGGACUCAAAACUUUGGGAUUCUCUGCCUUUAGUGUGGAAGGGAGAGAGAGAAUGAUUGUUCUUUGAUACUUUUUCUGGAAAAACCCCCUUUCAGUCCUUUCUAAAAUCUACCUUAGUUUAGCACAAGUUUAGUCUCUCUUCAACCUUCCUCGCAUGGAUAAGUUUUAGUGGGAAGAAUUUAUUGAAAAAAUAAAUUAGAGGAAAUGAAAAACUUCGGUGUGAUUGAAAGUAAUUCGUCUGAAAGAGAUGAAAUUUUUGGGGGCAAGAUUUCUUGUUAUUGUGAGUGUUUUAGUGCAAUUGAUCAGCUGCCAGGGGAAUUCACCUUGUCCCAGAAUUUUUCGUUACAUCUACAAUGGGCAGGAGUGGCAGGGAGCUAUAGAGGUUAAUAGUCCCCCAAUUGGGGUCACAAUGAAUCUCAUUGUUGUCCUCCUCGUGCCCCAGAAGAUCCACAAUGAAAUUCUGGGAAGUCUGGAGCUGUGGAAAACAAGAGAUGAGACCCUGGAGAGGAUUAGCAAAGGACAGAAGGUGCAUUACCGCGUGAAAUUCCCCCCAAACACAUCAAUCCCCAAAGUAGCAUCAAUCACAUACAAUGGAAAUAACAUUUGUGCUCAAAAACCCAAUUAUUUCGAAGGUCUUCUCGUAACACGAAUCCGCUUGGAGCACACACUGUACACCAAACUUGCCAAAGAAAGGUUGUCCAUUGAUGAGAAAUAUGCAAAAAGUGAUCAAAUCCUUCCCGCCACAAAGAAACCCCAAAUGGGAAUCCUCCAGAAUCGUUUUGGUACCACCGAUGAUGGUACAGAAUGUGGAGCAAUUCAGGCAAAAUUCACAAUAACAAAUCUCAUGAUGUACGGAAAUGAAAUGGAAAGGGGUUCAUGGCCAUGGCUUGUGGCUCUUCAUGCCUACAAAUCCACCAAUUUAUCCUUCAUCUGUGGCGGGACUCUCAUCUCCGAGAGGAUCAUAAUUAGUGCAGCUCAUUGCUUCCACAAUCGCGAGGAACGUCUCUACCCAGCACAGGAUGUUAUUGCCUUCCUGGGAAAGCACAAUUUGCGCAAAUUGACGGAGAAAGGAGCAGUAAUUGCUGAAAUAGCAGAAAUUCACAUUCAUCCUGACUUCACACGGAACAAUGGGGGAGCCUUUGAUGCUGACAUUGCGGUGCUUGUUCUGCAGAAACCCGCGGAAUUUGGGGAUUUCAUUCAGCCAGCUUGCCUAAGGCACAGGGAGAGUCUUCCCGCGGAUCGAAUGGGCGUCAUUGUGGGCUGGGGACGUGAUGAGCACAACAACCUUCUGACCUAUGAACCACGACGCUUGGAGAUUCCCAUUGUGUCUGAAGCUGAAUGCCUGGCAGCUGGGAAAAUCUUCAGUAUAAUUACAACCCCACGAACCUUCUGCGGUGGAUGGCGCGACGGACGACGAGGACCCUGCCACGGGGAUUCAGGAAGUGGACUCCUCACGUAUGAAGACCACAAAUGGCAAUUGGCGGGAAUUAUUUCCCUGGCCGUGAAGCACCCAAUCUCUGGACUCUGUGAUCUAAGUCAGUACGUUGUUUUUACGGAUGUGUCAAAGUUUGUGGGAUGGAUUGAGCAAUUUUAGCUAAAACCUAAAAACUCCACCUUCUGGACAUUGCGGUGAUGAGUCAGAUGCACCCAGAAGACUAAUUACAUCCCAUCAUGACUGCCAAAUGGGACGCAGAAAGUCAAAAAUCUAGCAAUGUGGUUUCGCAGGUAGUGAGUUUGAGUAGCCACAAAGAGACUCGAAAAGAAAUUAAACUUUCCGAGAGAGAGAGCCGUUACCUCAUUUGGGUGUUGUGCCUCAAUUGGGAAGGAUUGUCCCAAGAAUUUUAUUUUAUUUAAUUUGUUAACGCGAGAGAUUCAAUCCCGGGAGAAGAAUAUUUGUGUAAUAAAUAAUGGAAGUUAAGCUAA
Lutzomyia longipalpis is the source of this 1953-nucleotide messenger RNA. Its product is annotated as serine protease gd-like. NCBI's taxonomy places the organism in Eukaryota, Metazoa, Arthropoda, Insecta, Diptera, Psychodidae. Gene Ontology annotation, molecular function: serine-type endopeptidase activity. Gene Ontology annotation, biological process: proteolysis. The record is from RefSeq and is a predicted model, not a curated record. Bases 278 to 1624 code for a protein of 448 amino acids. The transcript is spliced from 4 exons.